This is a messenger RNA of Musca vetustissima, 1491 nucleotides long. Its product is annotated as esterase P-like. The record is from RefSeq and is a predicted model, not a curated record. The transcript has 3 exons. Lineage: Eukaryota; Metazoa; Arthropoda; Insecta; Diptera; Muscidae. Bases 1 to 1491 code for a protein of 496 amino acids.
AUGUACUUCAGUUGGGAAUCCAUACCAUAUGCCAAACCUCCUGUGGGAGAUUUACGUUUUGAAGAUCCCCAACCGUAUGAUCAAAUAUGGACGUCGGAAUUCAACGCUACUGUCUUUCCACAAUACUGUAUGCAAUGGUAUCGGGAUCAUGGUGUCAAUAAACUUCGUGGUCAAGAGGAUUGUUUGACCCUGAGUAUAUACACCCCCAAACCGAGAGGAGUUCAAUAUCCCGUUGUGGUAUUUCUGCAUGGGGGCCAAUUUAUGAUGGGUGGUGGUCCAGAAUUUGAUCCAGAACCCUCAAUGAUGGGUGGUCGUUUUGUUAUGAUCAAAGUCAAUUAUCGUCUGGGGCCAUUGGGUUUCCUGAGUACCGCUGACCCCACACUACCCGGUAAUUAUGGCCUAAAGGAUCAACUUCUUGCUCUGCAAUGGGUUAAAGAAAAUAUUGCUGCCUUUGAUGGAGAUCCAAAUAAAAUUGUUCUCUUGGGUCAUGGGGCUGGGGCGGCUAGUGCCCACUUACAUAUGCUGAGACCAUCAUUGGCGAAUAUUGCCAAGGCGGCAAUAUCAAUGAGUGGUGUGGCCUUGAAUCCCUGGGCCAUCAUUGCCAAUCCACGGGAAAAUGCCAAUCGCUUGGCCAACGCGGUGAAUUGCCCCACCACCAAGGGUAGCCAGGCACUGAAAACUUGUCUAAAAAGUCGCAAUGCCACAGAUGUAGUAAAUGCCGUACAAACCCUCCUGAAUUUCGGCUACAAUCCUAUGGUACCCUUUGGCCCAGUCGUGGAACCUGCCAACGCACGAAAUGCUUUCUUGACCCAACAGCCAGAGGCCAUAAUAAAAUCUGGACGUUUCAGCCACAUCCCUUGGCUGGCAUCGUAUACCAGUCAUGAUGGCAACUUCAAUGCUGCCGAACUUUUAAGAAUUAAUCCCCAAACUGGAACGGAAUAUAUCAAUGAAUUGAAUCAAAAUUGGUUAGAUUUGGCACCCCAAAAUCUCUUUCUACGGCACAUCAGUAGUGAUCCCCGUAGCUAUGCUAAAGGACUAAAGGAUGCCUAUUUGGGGGAUGAUGAAUUUUCGACAAAAACCUAUAAUGAAGUGGAGGCAAUGUACACAGAUGUAUUGAUGAAAAUUGGUGUCCAUAAGGCGAUGCAGCUGCAUAGUCGCUACUCCAAGGCUCCCGUUUAUGGUUAUAUUUAUGAUAUACCAUCGAAUUAUGCCAUCGGUUAUGAUUUAGCCUUGAGAACGGAUAUACCUUUUGGCGCCAGUCAUUUGGAUGACAUAACACUGCUGCUGAGACCCGUUUUCCGCAGCACCGCCAGACCAGAUGAGGUUGUGGUAUCCCAGAGACUGGUGAACUUGUUGGGUGAUUUUGCUGAUUUUGGUGGCCUCUCCUACGGAACAUGUAAUUUUGAGAGAAACACUGCAGCCAAUGCGAAUAGCUUGAGAUUGUUACGGAUUAGAAAGGAUUCGUGUGAAACUGUUAUACAGGAUGUCUAA